UGGUGACAGCAGUAUCGAGUGCGCUCUUGUUCAGUUAAGAUGUUUUCGAUGCGAUUUAAUUUGUUUGUUAUUUUGUCUUUCUCUGUUGUGAUCGGCAUAUCAACGGAGCAGUAUAAAAUAGUUGAAACUCAAAAUGGCCCAGUUCGCGGAGUUUUAGAAACAACGAUAUUAAAAAAAGUAUCGUAUUACUCUUUCAAAGGGAUUCCAUUUGCAAAACCGCCUAUUGGAGAUUUGAGAUUAAAGGCUCCAGAACAAGUUGAAUCAUGGAAUAAUGUAUUGGAUGCAUUUGAGUAUGGCAAAAUCUGCAUACAACCCGGCAAACUGUUUCCAGAACCAUACCUACAAAGCGAAGACUGUUUAAAAUUGAACAUUUUUAUUCCAGCUGACGUGAAACCAAAUGAGAGCUUGGCUGUGCUAUUUUUUAUUUAUGGUGGUGGAUAUGCUGAAGGCUCAAGCAAUGACUAUAUUUAUGGGCCCGAUUUCAUUGUGGAACAGCAAACCAUUUUGGUUACAAUAAACUAUCGACUUGGAUUGUUGGGAUUUUUAUCGCUCGAUACGCCAGAACAUUCAGGUAACAUGGGUUUAAAGGAUCAACAAUUGGCAUUGAAGUGGAUCCAUUCGAACAUCGAUCGAUUUGGCGGCGAUAGCAAACGAAUCACAAUCUUCGGCGAAAGUGCAGGAGGUGCGUCGGUUCACUUCCACAUUUUAUCGGCUGAAUCUCGCAAAUAUUUCCGCAAUGCGAUUCCAAUGAGCGGAGUGAUCGACAACUAUUGGGCAAUGUCCGAAAAGAAUGAUCAUGUGGAGCUCGCUUACAAGAUAGCCAAAGAUUUUGGUGAACCAAAGGACACUUAUGAUGAAUUAGUAAAUUUUUUGAUGUCAGCUCCAGCGGAUAAGCUCAGUGAAUAUAGUCUAUUAGUUGUGCCGAAUAUUUUGUUCGAAAUCGCGUUCACUCCAGUCAUUGAGAGAAGAGAUGCAAAGCAGUCCUUUAUUGUUGAGUCACCAGAGAAAAUCUACGAAACGACAGAUAUUGAUGUUGAUACGAUGUUCUCAAUGACUUCUUUGGAAACAGUUGGAUAUAUUUCUAUGUUUCCACCGUUAAAUGAUUUACUUGCCAAUUUCGAUGUGCCACUACCAUUUAGGGGACUUAAGAUUCCAUUAGAUUCAAAUGAGCAUGGUCAUUUAGUGGAUGAAAUUCGGAAUUUUUACUUUGGAGACAAUGUAAAGAGUGCCCAAGUAGUAAAAAAAUACGUUGAGCUAUUGUCCGAUGUAAAUUUUGGUUAUGGAAUUUAUAAAGCGGUGAGAACCUUCGCGUCCAAAUCGACCGGCAAAACAUAUUAUUACUGGUUUUCGGUUGAUUCGAAAUUAAGCACAUUCAUACCUAGAAGUGCUGAUGUAGCCAAUAUCACUGGUGCUUCUCAUGGCGACGAUUUGUUUUAUCUUUUUCGAUGCGAAAUGGCUCGGACUCUUUACGAUGAAAUCGUAAACAGCAAAGAUGACGAAAAAUCGAAAGUCAGCAUCCGAGCCAUUGAAAGUAUCAGCAAAAUUGUUACGAAUUUCGCCAAAUAUGGUGAACCAUCCCACGAAGGUGAUCCAGUCGAUGAAUUUCAACCGGUUCGAAAUGAGAAAAUUCAAGUCAUUGAUAUAAACAAUGAGGGUGUCACAAUCAAAUCAAGGCCAAAUCAAAAGGCGUUCGACUUCUGGGCGACCAUUGAAAAGAAGGCUGUGAAGUUAUCCGAGCUUAUACUUAAACAAAAUAAAGACGAGUUAUAAAAUAUAAAAAAAGUUAGAACCCAUAGCUAAACACCAUGUGGUGUUGCAAAUUCUAUUCACAUCAAUAAUAGAUAAAACUUUUAUUUUAAAGAACUUUCGAAUCAUGUGACUAAAGUUUAAAAAAAAACACAAACAAGUGAAAAUAAAUUUUCGACAUUUGAAUGAAGCAAAAUGAACCAGCUGGCCAAAUAUCAAGCUUUCGACUUAUAAAUAUGGCACGAUCAAUUCAAAAUAUCAAUAUAUUGAUAACAUUCCUUAAAAUUCUGUUUUUAUGUUCAGUGAUUUUAUCACACUGAAACGAAAUUCAAUGUGAAAAACAUAACAAAAUGGAGUACACGUUAAAUGAAGUUCUUUUUACUCAAACAUUACAAUCUAAUAUGAUAAAUCAUGGUAAAUUGUUGAAAGUUCCUUUGAUGUUUUUCCUUAAAAAAAUUUAGUUCCAAUAAAAAAAAUGCAAUGAAAAGAUUUGAUGAAUUCAAA
This is a messenger RNA of Sitodiplosis mosellana (orange wheat blossom midge), 2250 nucleotides long. RefSeq names its product esterase B1-like. The transcript has 10 exons. The record is from RefSeq and is a predicted model, not a curated record. Bases 40 to 1770 code for a protein of 576 amino acids. Lineage: Eukaryota; Metazoa; Arthropoda; Insecta; Diptera; Cecidomyiidae.